CCCCCCCCUCUUUCAACCUCUUCCCGAGCGAUAAUCUCGGCCUUCGAACCGACUCACCUCGCCAAAACCAGACGACGCCGGCGCAAGGGCGGAGGAGGAACGCGGCACGAUGGCGAACUUUCUGGCGUCGAUCUUCGGGACGGAGCAGGACAAGGUGAACUGCUCGUUCUACUACAAGAUCGGGGCGUGCCGGCACGGGGACCGGUGCUCGCGGAAGCACGUGAAGCCGUCGUACUCGCAGACGAUCCUGCUGCCGAGCAUGUACCAGAACCCGGCGCACGACGCGCGGGCGCGGCUGACGGCGGAGCAGUGCGCGAACCACUUCGACGCGUUCUACGAGGACCUGUGGUGCGAGCUGUGCCGGUACGGGGAGCUGGAGGAGCUGGUGGUGUGCGACAACACGAACGACCACCUGGUGGGCAACGUGUACGCGCGGUUCAAGUACGAGGACGCGGCGCAGGCGGCGUGCGACGCGCUCAACUCGCGCUGGUACGCCGGCCGCCCGGUCUACUGCGAGCUCAGCCCCGUCACCGACUUCCGCGAGGCCUGCUGCCGCCUCAACUCGGGCGAGGGCUGCGUCCGCGGCGGCUUCUGCAACUUCAUCCACCGCAAGAACCCCUCCCCCGAGCUCGAGCGCGAGCUCUCCCUCGCCACCAAGAAGUGGCUCAAGAUGCGCGGCCGCGACGAGAAGAGCGUCAGCCGCAGCCCCAGCCCCGAGCCGGCGCGCAAGCGGUAUUAAAAGAGAGGAGUGCUGGGGCGGGGGGACACAUUUGCAAGCAUCAAGGGUAUCUAGGCAGGAUUGCGUGUUUUUUUCUUCUUUUCUUAUUCUUUUCUUUUUUUGUUCUUAUACGU
This is a messenger RNA of Durotheca rogersii, 852 nucleotides long. RefSeq names its product putative splicing factor U2AF 23 kDa subunit. Gene Ontology annotation, biological process: mRNA splicing, via spliceosome. Gene Ontology annotation, molecular function: metal ion binding; pre-mRNA 3'-splice site binding. The transcript has a single exon. Bases 110 to 739 code for a protein of 209 amino acids. The record is from RefSeq and is a predicted model, not a curated record. Gene Ontology annotation, cellular component: U2AF complex; spliceosomal complex. Lineage: Eukaryota; Fungi; Ascomycota; Sordariomycetes; Xylariales; Xylariaceae.